Messenger RNA from Nerophis lumbriciformis (worm pipefish), 6731 nucleotides. RefSeq names its product deoxyribonuclease I-like 1 (gene dnase1l1). Gene Ontology annotation, biological process: DNA catabolic process. Gene Ontology annotation, molecular function: deoxyribonuclease I activity; DNA binding. Gene Ontology annotation, cellular component: nucleus. The record is from RefSeq and is a predicted model, not a curated record. Lineage: Eukaryota; Metazoa; Chordata; Actinopteri; Syngnathiformes; Syngnathidae.
AUUUGUCAAAAUAGAGAAGUAUCAAAUAAAGUUGGAUAUUUCUUACACCAGGGGUGUCCAACCCUUUUGACUUGAGCUGCCUUGCGCUAAAAAAAUUUUGGCUGGGUGCUGGAAGCCGACUGCAUGUAAAUUAACUAGCCUAUAUGUAUGUGUACAUAUGUAUUUACAUAUAUAUGUACAUUGUGAAUGUAUAUAUAUGUUUUGUAUUUUUCCCAUCAUGCUUUGCAGGGAAUUUAAAUGUGUAAUUGUUGUUGGAUUUGAUUUUUUAACACAUAUACAAAGUUCAGUGAGCAGGUUGUGUUAUGUGUGACCAUGUGUGUUACUUUAUUUGCGCCUUGAGUUGGAAAGGUUUUUGGAUUGGGUCAUAUAUAAAACUGCUGUGCUGUGCACACUUCAAAAUGCAAUUUUUGGUAAAUAACCUGAAUUACUCACGUUGUCCACAGGAUGUUGGCAAACUUGAGGAAGUCAAAAUGUCAAGAGUCCUUGAUUAGCGUCUCACAUCUCGCAGGGCCAAACCGGAAAUGCCAGGGUUUGGACACCUCUGACCUACACACAUUAGAAAAGUAUUAGAAAAUAUCCAGGAACAAAUGUGUCCGCAUUGUUCAAUUUAUUGUCUCAUUAACUUAACUUCAUGAAUUAUUGUGGUCACCAAAUAAACAACUACCAUUCCACUUCAACUUAAAGACAGUAUAAGUCCAUUGCAGACGGUUAGUAAUAAAUAGGUUAGUGUUUUUCAGAACUACCAUUGUUCUGACUCAAUUUAUCAAACCUUUUAGAACAUUGGACACCACAAAAUAAAAGUAGGAUUUCUGCUGUUAACAUGUCGGCCCAUACUCAAGGCUCCAAUAUAUUAGUGGUGAAAAAUGAUGGCCAUAUUACUCCUGAAUACUUUGCGUCUUCAGUCACCUCUUUAGACACAUUUAUGGUUAUGUUGGCCCCUGAACUGAGUCUUAGGUUCAUUGAAAGUGUGAUCAUGCAGUAACCAAUCAUAACUCACUUAAUUAUUGCUGACUAGGAGUUGUUAUGGAGAGACAGCAGCUGCCAGGAUCAUCAUGUCUACAGUCAUAGGCGCCAUGGGUGCUAGGGCCCCGAAGCACCCAAGGACAAUGUCGAGCACCCACGUGGGAUUGAUGGCAAAUUCUUUCUCACCACCAAGCACACACUGAGCACCCACUGGCAGAAAUGUAGAUCGGCGCCUAUGUCUACAGUACAUACCUGCACCGAAUGGAAAGGGGUGUGUCUUUCUUCAACACCUGUGCUGGGGGGAGGAGUCUCACACGUCAAGUUCCCUGCACAUUUAGUGAGUGUCGAUAUUUGACAGUCAUCACUAUGCACGCAGGCUGCUCUCUGUGGGGCAUCCAGCUGGUGGCCACCGGCGUGCAGCUGGGGAACUCCUUCUUCCUGACCGUGCUGCCCAUGGUGUUGAGGGAGCGCCACAUGGCGGCCACCAACUCCACGCGGACGGAGGACGGCUGGCAGGUCUCCGUGUCGGGCUUCUUCGUGACCUACAGGGUCCUGAGUCAGCUGGUCCCCGUCCUGCCGGGCCUCCUGCUGGCGUGGCUCGGCGACGGGGGCUGGAGGAGGAGUCUGUUGGUGGUCCCCCUGCUGGGCCUGCUGCUGUCCAGGCUGGCAGUGCUGCUCAUGCUGGUUCUGGACUGGCCUCUGCAGGUGUUGUGGGUGGAGGUGGUACUCACUGGACUGUGUGGAGGUUCCACUGUGUUCUGCAGCGGCAUCAUGACCCUCUUGUCUUUGAGCUCUGCAGGACAGGACCGCUCCAAACUCUUGAUGAGAGUGGAGCUCAUCAGUGGACUGUCUGGUGUGGUCGGCUGCAUGACAGCGGGACAUUUGUACGACGUCUGUGGUCCCACCCUCGGACCAGGAGUCCUUAUCCUCAUGCUGUGUUUGCUGCUUCACGCCCUCUGCUUGUUCUACACCCUCUUCUUCCUGCAGGUGGGAGAGUGGCGUGACAACGAGCGUGUGCACACGCUGAACAGGAGCAGCCCAUCAACACGUCCACACAAAGUCGUAGACAUCGCACUUCUGUGGGUGGCAGGAAUGGUCUACAACGCCGUGGACUCCUCCACCAGAAACAUUCUGGUCCUGUUCCAGCUGAUGGACCCUCUCCACUGGAACGUGACCCAGGUGGGCUAUGGAAAUGCGUCCGGCUUCCUUGUGACGCUCUCGAGCUUCCUGAGUACUGUGAUCUUAUCUCGAUGGUUCAACGAUCGCACGCUCAUCACCUUAGGCCUCGUCUCCAACGCAGCCGGCAUGCUUCUCAUGGCCUUCGUCACCACCACGUACACUUUCUUCUUGGCUCGCGCGUUGACACUCUUCUCUCUGAUGCCCGUCGCCCUGAUCUCAUCUCUGCUGUCCCAGAAGGUGCACGUUUCUUCAUAUGGUAAAGUCCUCACUUCGCUGCAGCUUUCUCUGAAAGUGUCCAGUGCAGGUUCCAACUUGCUCUACGCCAAAAUAUACCAGCAGACUCUCACUUGGUUUCCUGGUCUGGUGCUAAUAGUGUCCAGCAUUUUGUCCAUUGUGGCCAUCGUACCUAUAAGGAUAUUUGACAGCAGACUGACUGCCGGGUGCAGCUAUCGGGUCCUCGCAGACCAAAACGAGGAAGAUGACGUCUUCGUCCUGACUGAAGACCCCGGUGAGGACAAAGUCUUGCGCGAGGAGUCGGUGGCAAUGAGGCACACUUUGGUCCUCCUGCUCGCCUGUUUGGCUGCGUGUGGCGCUCAGGGGGCCUCAGAGUUCAAGAUAUGUGCCUUCAACCUUCAGCACUUUGGGGAAUCCAAAGCUGGGAAUGACGACGUCAUGCACACACUGGCCAAGAUCAUCAGUCGGUGCGAUGUGAGUCUGCUUCAGGAAGUGAGAGACAGCAAACAAAGAGCUAUACCCAUGUUGCUUGAGCGUCUUAACAAGUUUGAUAUUCAUCACCAGUAUGACGCUGUGGCGAGUGAGAGACUUGGUAGAUCGGAAACCUAUCAGGAGCAAUAUGUGUUUGUCUACAGGGUCGAUACGGUCAGGGUGACCGGUAAGUAUCAGUACCCUGACAGCAGGCCGGGAGACGUGGACGCAUUCUCCAGAGAACCCUUUGUUGUCCGCUUCAAAGCUCCAAAGACAGCCAUCAAGGAGUUUGUCCUCAUCCCACAACACACCAGUCCAACCAACACCAGUAAGGAGCUGGAGGCACUUUACGAUGUCUUACAACAUGUGAAGAAGAUGUGGAAAACUGAGAACGUAAUGCUUCUUGGGGAUUUCAACGCUGAUUGCAACUACCUCUCCAAGAGGAGGCGUGAGAAACUGCGCUUGUUCACAGAAAAGGAUCUGUCCUGGCUGAUAAAGGAUAAGACGGACACCACUGUCCGUUCAACCACCUCAUGUGCUUAUGACAGGAUCCUUGUGAACGGUGAUGCAUUUUCCAAAGCAGUUGUGCCAUUUUCUGCCAAGCCGUUUAAUUUCCAGUUGGAAUAUCAACUCACAGAAGACGAGGCACUCAAGGUCAGUGAUCAUUACCCCGUCGAGGUCCUGCUGAGGAACGCAGCGUCAAAAGUGUCCUGCAGCCUCUCCGUCAUCUUGCUGCUACUUUUCAUCUCCAGGUGAAACCAGUCUGGACUGGACUGGACUCCUGUGACACAGGUGGUGUCGUAUUUAGACUUCAACUUUGCAGAAGUCUCUUGUGCAUUCACUUCAAAGCUAGAACUAGGCCUGGGCGAUUUAUCGAUUAACUCAAGUUUUUGUUUUUUUUGGCGGAGGAUCUAAAAAAAUUUUUAAACUAUCUUUUUUUUCUUUUCUUGUUCUAGCAUACUUUUUGACCACAGGAGCUUCCUCUCCCUUCAUUUCCUUAGCGCACAUUCACAAACAGCAACAACAUGGCUAAUGCUAACGCCAACUAGUUCCAAAGAAAGGAAACAUGUAGUCAGUGGUUUGGAUUUGUGACUAAGGUGGUAAAAGUAAAAAGUGCCACAACGUGAACUAAACAGCAGCUUUAUUGUAGAAGCUCAAAUACUCUGCUGCUUACUGUGCAGCUAGGCCUUCAUCUUUAGCACAAUGAACAGUGGAGUAGAUGCUCUGAUUACCUUUGCGGCCAAGUCUGGGCUGGAAGUCUUUGAAAUCAGUGUCUUGUCUUGCGAGUCGGUAGCUCUGCUAGCAUUAGCAUCCCUAGCUCCCACAUUGCCCGCUUGAGUGUCUUCAUGCCGUCACAACAGGUGAGUACUAAGAUUAGUCGUGCUGCCGCUUUCCAAACAUUACAAAUGGCCAUACUUUUAUCCAACUGACCAUUCUUUUAAAAAAUACAAACAUUUACCUCACUUUAGAUUUAAGAUUCGGGAGUGCUAUGUUUGUAAACUCUUCCGGUGCUGUCUGCCAUGUCACUCUGUGGUCAGUUGCAAACGAGAACGUUACUCUCGUUUUACGUCACUACAGAAGUCUCGUAAAAUUAAAGCGGCCAUAUUUAGUAGCAGAGCUCCAAUCAACCAAUUCAUGACUUUCCAACCGGACAUGGACUGAUCCAUACUAGAUAUAGAUCGACCCAGCGGCUCGCCAAACAAUGUAUUCAUAUCUCUAAAGUUAAAAUCGGUUUUCCAUUUGUACCGAUUAAUUUUUAUACCCCUACCCAUACUUGCCAACCCUCCCGAUUUUCCCGGGAGACUCCCGAAUUUCAGUGCCCCUCCCGAAAAUCUCCCGGGGCAACCAUUCUCCCGAAUUUCUCCCAAUUUCCACCAGGACAACAAUAUUGGGGACGUGCCUUAAAGGCACUGUCUUUAGUGUCCUUUCUCACCAGAAAAGGAGACUAUUAUAUAUGUCUCCGUUAUCCGUAGGUUUAUCAAUAACCCAUAAAGUAGGCAGGCACGGAACUAUUUCUCAGCGUGUGUUUAUUCCAGCCGGCAGGUUAAUACACUGACACACAACAUCCGGAUUCCCAUCAUGCAUUGCUUCAAAACUACGGCAAGUAGUAAUGGCCAAAAACAUAACAGAGACGAAGCAGAAGAAUGAAGAAGAGACAUGGCGACGACAAGUAAGAAAAAGUACGCUUGCAAGUUCCAAAAUGAUUGGAAAAAAUAAUUUCAGUUCAUCCAGGACAGCUCGAAGGGGAAGGGGUAUGCUGCCUGCACAUUUUGUAGAUCAGUCUUCUCCAUUGAACACGCCGGCCGAACGGAUAUACUCAUUCAUGGGCGGCUUAUAUAUAUAUAUAUAUAUAUAUAUAUAUAUAUAUAUAUAUAUAUAUAUAUAUAUAUAUAUAUACAUAAGAAAUACUUGAAAAUAUAUACCCCCCCACUCCGCCCCUCAUUGUUAGAUGCAGAACUAUGAAAUAAGUGCCAAUGUUGGGCACUUCUGUUUACAUUAUAAUUAUAAUAAUAUCAAUGUAGGAGUUUAGUUCUUUUUAUGCAAUGUGAAAUGCUAAUAUUUUUUUAAAUGUUAUUCAAAACAGAAGUUUGCCACCCAGAGAAAACUCUUGAUUUAGUUUUUUUUUUAAUGUUUUAUACAAAGUGUAAUUUUAAUCUGUCUAAAAAAAACAUUUUAUAAAAAUGGCUCAUGCCAUGUAUCCUGCAUUGUUUGUAUCCUUUUAACCUACUAUUUCUUUAAUAAAAAACAAAAAAGUCCGAAAAAAAUCAUGAAUCCAAUUUUUAGUCAGAAAAAAAAAAUCUGAAAUUAUAUUUUUAGGCCAUAUCGCCCAGGCCUGGCUGAAGCCUUUAUUUUUUUUUCAUAGACAUUUCGAGAAGUGAUAUCGUCAGUGUGACACAGUAUCGUAUUUGUAAAAAUAACUUUGGUUUGUUUGUACGGUAUUAGCUCACUAAAAAUAGGAAGUGAUGGGUCCAACGAUACUGAAGCAUUAUGAAACUCAAGGAGUGAUACAGUGUCCAACGAUACCUCCGUGUGUGUGUCACUUUAAGAAAAUACCACCUGACCGAUACAGUUACUGUGUUGUUUGACUGAAGUGCCAAACUGUGUUGAUCAGGAAGCUUCUUCUGGCUUGUGAGUAACAGCUCGUACGUUUGGACAUCAACUUUAAAAAUUCCAAAGUGUGGUGUCGUUUUUGAUCAUAUAUCGCCAAAUAAGAUACGUGUUCUUGGUGUGUGUUUCAUAAUACUUUCAUUAACUAUUCAUUUUAUUUGCAGGUAAAAUGUAGUGACUUUUUUGAUCCAGCAGAUGGUGCCAUUAUAAAACACCAACACAAUAUCAGUGCAGUGUCAAUAUAGCCAGUGAGUGUGCCACACGCUCACUUAGCCAUCACCAAAAGUAAGUUACCUGGUUCAAUAAUUUGAUUUGUGUACUAUUGAUUAUAAUGACAAUACACGUGUAUUUAUUGUGUUUUUACCUCACUUUUAAACUGAAUGCACUGUUUAUCACUUGUCAGCUGUUAGUAAUGUUUAACCAAAAUGUGUGCAUUAUCAAUAGGGCUGUCAAUUAUUUAGAUGAAUCACACUUUAGAAUUGUAAUUCAUCUAGAUUAAUUGCACUAAUUUGCCUAUUUGGAAUUGAUUUUUAAAAAAGACCCAAAUAUUUUCAUAUAAAUGCAAUUUUAUUGUCAUAAUGUCACAUUGGAACUUUUUUUUUAAUGUUUACUUGAAUGCAUGUCAUUUCUAUGCUAAACUCUCAUUAACAGUAUAAUGUUUUAAGUUGUUUUGAUUUUGAAGAGCAGUUGGAGUCUCUUCACUCAUCUUUGCACUGAUGUAUAACUGUACUGUAAAAAUAAGUCCGUAGAUUUGAUGGUUAAAAAAAAAAAGGCCG